Daucus carota subsp. sativus is the source of this 1395-nucleotide messenger RNA. Its product is annotated as histone-lysine N-methyltransferase ATXR4. Gene Ontology annotation, molecular function: protein binding. Gene Ontology annotation, cellular component: nucleus. Bases 59 to 1042 code for a protein of 327 amino acids. The record is from RefSeq and is a predicted model, not a curated record. The transcript is spliced from 7 exons. NCBI's taxonomy places the organism in Eukaryota, Viridiplantae, Streptophyta, Magnoliopsida, Apiales, Apiaceae.
CAGAGGAAGGAGUACCGUUUAGAUUGACUCAUGCUCAGAAAGGUAAAAACCCCAGAACAUGUUGUUGACACUGGCGAGUCGGAAACAACGUUGGACUUCUCCGUUUAAACAGCUCCUACUAAAUUCAUAUAUAUUCAACCAUUUUUAUUCUACUACAUCAAAUGACAUUACCGAGUCGCAACCGAGUCAAUCAACUCCACCACCGAUUCAAGUCUUACUUACUGAGUCAACUGGCCGAGGUGUGUUCGCAACUCGCAAAAUAGGAUCCGGCGAACUCAUUCACACUGCCCAACCAUUCGUUUGUCAUCCUUAUUUCAGCUCACUUCACACUGUUUGUUACUUUUGCCUCAAGAAACUGGCCAAUGGGGACAAUUCUGGUGUCAAUUUUUGCGGUGAUUCGUGUCGAAAACAAGCUAUGGGUUUCUGUGAAGUAGAAAACCAAGCAGAUUGGUCAGCAUUCGAUACUCAUUGUCGAACUCGCGGCUUAAAAUAUCCUCUGCUCGUAAGACGGUUGGCUUGCAUGGUUUUAUCAGGAGUUGCAUCGUCAAAUAGUUUGGAUAUACUUCAACCUGCCAUUCUGUCUCCUCAAAUGAUUGCUCUGAUGGAAGAGGAAUUCGGCUUGCUAAGAUGUGCUCUCUUAGAUGCAGAUUUGACAGGCGAAAAGAUGGCUUUCUUAACCAAGCAAUGGUACAUUGGUGUUCUGGCACGGAUACGUAUUAAUGCAUUCCGCAUUGAAUUGGUUGGUGGAUCAUAUGAAGAUCUUUUACUGUCAGCAUCAUCAUCAGUAAAUGCCGAAGCUGCUGUUGGCAGUGCCAUCUAUAUGCUUCCAUCCUUUUAUAAUCAUGAUUGUGAUCCUAAUGUACACAUUUUAUGGAUUGAAAAUGUAAAUGCAAGAGUGAAGGCUCUUCGUGACAUUGAAGAAGGAGAAGAACUACGCAUAUGUUAUAUUGAUGCUAGCAUGAAUUAUAAAGCCCGGCAAACUCUCCUGUCCGAAGGGUUUGGUUUUCAGUGCCACUGUCUUCGCUGUCUAUCCUACGAUUGAGGAAUGCUUGUUUUGUUGAUUUAGAUUUGCUUAAAAAGAGUGAUGAUCGUGGUUGACCGAAGGGUUGUAUUCUUUCCUUUACCAUCUUUAAGAGCAAGUCCAAUGGAGGUGUUAAAGUAGGUGCUAUUGCUAUAAUAUAGCACUCAAGCACAAAACUCAACUCCAAUGGGAUGCUAAACUUGAAUGUAAAAUAGCAAAAUGCUAUACUUGGUUCUAAAUAUAGAAUCAAGUAUAGAUGGUGCUAUAAUUGCCACAUAAGCAUGCAAGUGACAAAAUACAUUAAUAAAGUAAUAAUGACAAAUAUAGUUAUGUACUUUAAGAUCAUGUAAUGAGAAUAUAGCUUUAUUUGGAUA